AAGGGGAGAGAGGAGAGAAGAGAAGAAGAGAGAAAGGGAAGGGAAAGAAGAGAAGAGAGGAAGGGAAGGAAGAGAAGAGAAGAGGGCCCAGGGCAGAGCCCUGAGGGAAAUCUCUAUGCCUAGAAGGCCAGACGGGAAUGAUGAUUCUGCAAAGGAGCCUGGAAAGUGUCCCAGCCCCUAUGAGGAGGUAGAGGUGGGGGGCCAUGACCAGUGGUUGCAUCUCCAAAACCCUGGGAGGAGAGAGGCUCCAGAACGAAGGUGACCAGUACUCAAAAAGCCCUAAGAACAGGCUGCUUGGUUCUGCCAUAAAGUGGGGUCAUGGCCAUCAAGCGGCCGGGGCAGAGGGCCGGAGUCCAGAAUUUUCUAGAGAGGGCUGCCGAGCGGCUGAACUCCAUCACGCCAGUCAAGUUCAGCAUCUCCAGCCGCACGGACGCCGGCGUUCAUGCGCUCGGGAACUCUGCCCAUUGCGAUGUUCAGCGCCUGGUUGGCCGACCCCCCUUCUCACCCGAUGUCCUCACGACAGCCCUCAAUUGCCACCUCACUCACCCUGACAUCAGGGUGAUCCGGGCUUUUCGGGCUCCUGAUGACUUCCAUGCUCGCUUUGAAGCCACGUCCCGGACCUACCUGUACCGGCUGGUAACUGGCUGCUCUGUGGACAUGCUGCCUGUGUUUGACCGGAACUUGUGCUGGCCGCUGAGGGCUGACCACCUGGAUGUGGCAGCCAUGCAGGAGGCCGCCCAGCAUCUCCAGGGCACCCACGACUUCCGGGCCUUUAGGUCAGCAAGUGAUAAUGACUGGAGAAACUCUGUGAAGACACUGAUCCGGGUCUCUGUGGGCCCUGCACCGGCCAGCCCCUUCGCCCAUCCCCAGGAGAAGAGGAAGCUGCAGUUUUGGGACCUGGAGUUUGAGAGCAAGUCCUUCCUGUACAAACAGGUGCGGAGGAUGACGGCGUGCCUGGUGGCCGUGGGCCUGGGGGCCUCGACGCCGCAGCAGGUGAAGGAGAAGCUGGAGAGCCGGGACCCGGAGAGCGGCCCCCGCCCCCUGGUGGCCCCAGCGCAGGGCCUGUUCCUCAAGUCCGUGCAGUACGCCGGCCUCGACUGGGGCCCCAGCGAGGCCUGCUACAAUCGCCCGUCUGUCUCGGAAGGCCAGAGCCCAGGACACGUGCCAGAGGGACCCGGCCUCCGACUGGAUCCCAGAAGGGAAACGGAGUGGAUCUGAGCCGCCCCUGGUUCUGGGAGGCCCGCCGUCCAUGCGGCCUGCCCUGCCUGCCCAUGGCCCUGAACGACACGGGAAGACCCUGGGCGGCGGCCGGGUUCCAGGGCCACCAGGGCCACCGUCUGUUGGCCGUGGCUUACGGCGUGGUCUUUGCGGUGGGCCUGGCCGAGAACGUGGUGGCGGGGAGCCUCCUGCUCUCCAGGCUCCGUCGCUCCAGCCCCUCCUCCGUGCUGCUGCUGAGCAUGACGGUGGGCAGCGCCACCUUCGCGUGCGCCCUGCCCCUCAGGAUCCAUUACCACCUGUGUGGGGGCGACUGGCGCUUCGGGGAGCCGGCCUGCCGGCUGAGCGCCGGCCUCUACUGGGCCUUCCCCCUGCUGAGCACGGCCUCCUUCUUCGGCCUCUGCCUGGACUGCCACCUGGCCCUGGCGCACCCCUUCUUCCGCCUCCGGCUCCGCCGGGCCCACUGGGCCGCAGGCAGCGCGCUGCUCUGGGCGCUGGCCGGCCCCCUGGCCCCGCGAGCCCCCUGCAGCUGGACUAGCGCCAACAACCGCACGUCCUGCUUUGAGAACUCUGUGGAGGACGCGGGGUCUGGGGCUCCCGGCUCCUACGCCCUAGUGGUGGGCCUCCUGGCGCCUUGUGCCAUCGUCCUGGGGGGCUUCCCGCUGCUGGCCUGGCGCAUGGCCUCGGGCCGCAGGACGCGGCGCCGCCACCAGAGGGCGCUCAGGACCCUCUGCUUCAGCGUGCUGGUGUGUGCCUUCUGCUUCCUGCCCUACACCCUGGCCCGCCUGCUGCCCGGCUUCACCCGCCCCACCCCCCUCCUCGGCCACCUGCGCCCGGUGCUGCUGCUGCUGGUCAGCCUGGGCUCCUGCCUCAGCCCCGUCCUCUGCCUCCCCUGGCGGCCCCGGGCCGGCUGCGGGUUCUGGGCUCGCCUCUGCUCCUUCAGACCCAAGAUAUACACCAUCUACGACGGCAAGCUGGCAGAGCUCCCCCGCCCCCCGCUGGGCUCCGGCCAGCUGGGCAACUACGGAGAGACCCAGGCGGGAGAGGCAGGCCCUGGGGCCGGCCGUGCGGUGUGUCCCCAGGAGCCCCCGGGGCCGGUCACCUACAGGGAGCUCCGCACAGAUGAAAGCCUCCCUCCCGAGGGCCACUGACGGCGGAGGCAGCGUGCCAUGGCGGCUGGCUCUAGACCCCACAGCACCAACAGCAAGGUUUGGCUUUUCCUGGACGGCCCUGUAGGCAGGGGGCCAUCCCCGGGCCUGAGCCCGUCCCAGAAAUGCCCGCUUCAGGGUUGGCGCAUCUGGACUAGCCCCCAGGCCCUGCCCCUCCUGUCCGGGGCUCAGAGGUGGGCGGUGGCACCCCUGGCUCCAAGGCCCGGAGGAGCCGUCCGUCGUGGGCAGUCUGAGUGGAAGAGCUACAGCAGACGAAUAAAAGGCCGCGAAGGAGGGCGCCAAGGCUG
Molecule: messenger RNA, 2671 nt
Organism: Monodelphis domestica (gray short-tailed opossum)
Lineage: Eukaryota; Metazoa; Chordata; Mammalia; Didelphimorphia; Didelphidae
Gene: PUSL1
Product: pseudouridine synthase like 1
Biological process (GO): positive regulation of Rho protein signal transduction; tRNA pseudouridine synthesis; phospholipase C-activating G protein-coupled receptor signaling pathway
Cellular component (GO): plasma membrane
Molecular function (GO): pseudouridine synthase activity; RNA binding; G protein-coupled receptor activity
Source: RefSeq, a predicted model, not a curated record